ACGGUCACACGCACACACAAACACACACACACACAUAUAUGUGUAUAUAUAUACAUAGGGACCUUCGAGUUAGUUUAACGAAAGAAACGGCGAAAGACCUUCUGGUAGAAGAGAACAAGAGAUCUAAACACUUAAAAUAUAUUUAUCGGCACCCUUGGAUAUCUGAACAAAAAAAGAAAAAAGAAAAAAAAAAAAAAAAACAACACAAGAAAUUUCUAAAAUACCCCUAUUAAUCGUAUAUUUUGAUACGAAGAAAUGAAAAAGAAAGAAAGAAAAAAAAAUAAGAAAAAAGAAAAGCAAGAAAAAGAAAAGAUUUGCUUUAUACGUAAUUCUCACGACAAAAUUCAAAAUCAUUUUACUGCCAAAGGGGCUAGCCGAGGAUCGUAUAGAUAAAUAAAUUGUGUGAUUAGUGAAAAACGAGACGCGGUAUAAUUUAUUAAGUAAAAAAAAUAGAGGAGAAAAGACACGAAGAUGAAGAAGAUGAAAAUGAAAAUAAUGAUGAAGAUGAAGAAGAGAGAGAGAGAGAGAGAGAGAGAGAGAAAACAUAAUCAAAGAACUUUUUUAUUUUUCUUUCUCUCUAAUUGUUGUGUAGGACGUACGGAACGUCCAAUUGUCGAUAUAAACAAAAAGAAAUAGAUAUAUAGAAAAACCAACGAGAGAGAGAGAGAGAGAGAGAGAGAGAGAGAGAGAGAAAUUAUGUACGAAGAAUGUGUGUUAAAAUGGAGUAGCUACAAAGUUUGCGUCGUUUGAAAUAUAUUUUUAGACUUUUAGAUUAUUAUUUAGACACGGUUGUGCUUUCGUAGAGCUCGCAUUUUCAAAUCAACAUCGUUCGUUAGAAUUUAAACGUUCGAUACGUGAUAAUGCAUAUCGUCCGAUCUCGUCGAAGACACGAUCGAUAUUUUUGUUCUCUCUUUUGAAGCUGUACGAGCAUCAGAAAAAGAUAUUAGUAAAGAACACAAAGAUAUUAACAAAUAUUUACUUCGUAUCGCUUCGAUGCUUUCUCUCUUUUUUUUUUUUUUUUUCCUUAUUCUGUUUUUCUUUGUAAUUUAAUUUUUAGUCUACUCAAUAAUUUCUCUCAUGUGUUUAAUUUAAAACAAAUUUUUGUGAAAACAAUGGACUCGAUAAAAAAAAAAAAAGAAAAAGAAGAAGAACAAAAGAAAAAAGAAUUUUUCGAUUAAGAAUCGAAAUUUUUAUAGCCAAUUGUUUUCGCGAGUCUAUUGCUCUACUAACACGACAAAAGAAAAAAAAAAGAAAGAGAGAAAGAAAGAGAGAGAAGAUAGCAAUCAUUCAAUAGUACUCAACUUCGUGGAGUAUACAUGAAUGUUAGAAGUAAAACAGAAAUGUUCCUACGUUAGUAGACACGUGCAACGGUAUUCGACGUAAUUGACGUUAGUUAAUAAAUGGAAUGAGAUAAGGAGGGAAAAAGAAAUAAGGAAAAAGAAAUAUCGAAGAAUAUUAAAUAAAUUGGUGAGAUAAAAGUGACAUUCGAGUGAAUCCAACGGCUAAAAUUAUUUGCACGGAAAAUCGUCGAGAAAGGACAAGAAUUAGAAAAAAAAAAAAAAAGAAACAAAAAGAGAAAGAAAGAGAGAAAGAAAAAACGAGAGAAAAGAAAAGAAAAGAAAACCAUAAAUUUGGUUGCUAUAUUGUAUUCGUCGUACACAUUCUUAUCGUUGAUACGAUAAGACGUAAUAGAAUAGACAGUGAUAAAGAUCGAAUAUAACAAAAUGACUUACCUACGUAAAAGCAGUACUUUUCAGUGACUGUCGUUAUCGUUGAACAUAUAUUUUAUUUUAUAUUUUAUUUUACUUUUUCUUUUCCUUUAAUUUCUCUAUACGAACAUCGUUAGUUCUUCCAAUCCUCGUUCCUUGUUCAUCGACUAUCAACACGAUGCUACGACGUUUACGAAGACUUAAGUCGAUAGCACCACCGGCUACGCCGCUACAAGACUUCACAUACCACUGGAAACAACUUAUGAAUUUUUAUAUCAACCACUUGAACGAUUGCAAAGUUCCAAUACAAUCGACCAGUAUACCAAAACAUCUCGAUAGAUUACUUGAGAUUUUAUUGGAAGAGGAAAAAGAUGGGAAUGAUCCUGGGCCAUGUUUGGAGUACUUAUUGCAGCACAAACUUUUGGAUCUGUUAGCUUCAUUAGCAACAGCUGAGACACCACCUGGUAUGAGAGUGGUCUGUCUUUCAUUCCUAAGAAAAUUACUUGGUCGAUCAAAAUACCCGUUGCUACAUCACACCUCGAUCUAUUCACCUAUACAACGUCUGAUCGUACUCUGCAAUGGGAACUCACCGUCUCCGAUCGAAACCGAAGAGAUUCAAUUUCUCUUAACGCUCUGUUUUUUAGUCUGCAAGUAUCCGCACGUGACGAACAUAAUAAACGACGUACCAAUGCUACAAAAAGCAAGUAGCUCGAAUCGUUCAAGUUCGGAAAGAUUAGAAGUUGAAAAGGUUACUUACGUUCCAAACAGAAAAAAGAACAAUUCUAAUCCUUUGUUCGAACCAUUGAAUACACAAGCGAUUGCCUUGGUAAAUCCGAAUCUUUUGAAUCCUGAAAACAAUAGACGAAAGUCUUUGUGUUCUAAUAUCAGCUGUAUCAAGAUAGACGUACCAUCUAACUCUUCCACGCGUUCGAACGCAUCUACUUCUUCCAAAGAUACGGAGAAUAUAUCCCAAUCCUCGAGCCCGCUCACACAAAAUGUUUACUGCAAUUCGACAUUGACUAUGAACCUGCCGGAUGAUACACAAAACAAUCAAAAUAUUACGGAUAAACUUUGCGAUGAACUUGACAAUCCCGUAGCCGAGAUAGAAACGUGUUUACAAAGUAUGAAAGACUCGAGACUUACCGAGGGUUGCAACGCGUGUGACAAAACGAAUAAUCCAAUGGAGAACAAUUGCGGACGAAGUCUUUUGAUACCUUCGCGAAUACCAGCGAAAUCAAAGUGCCUUCUAUUGGAAGCCCUUAUGAGCUACGUAAACAGUGCUGACAACACGGUUAGAGUGAGAGCUUGCGAAGGCAUCAUGGUUUUAGCUUCGCUCGAAGAUACCACCUUCGCUGAAAUGGUAGCACAAAGCGAUUUACCGUCAAUUAUAACUAGUCGUUUGGAGAAUCUUUUCAACGCCAUACCAGCUCACGUAGAUCCAAACGAGAUCGAUGUUGUCGACGUAACUUGGGGUUUGGAUUCGCCCUUAUGGACGAAGGAAAAGAAGUUUCCUGGUUGUCGACAAGUCGCAGCUUUUUACAUGUGGUUCGAUUAUUGUAAUCAGCUUAUAAGAGAAGCUUCUACGGAUGUAGCCGAUGUAUUGGCAAAGCACGUUAGAAUAAAUUUCUUCGAAAAAAUAGUUACGCCUGCGCUAGCCGAUCAUCAAGUUAUCCUCGUAACGGCGUUGAUUACAAAAUGCUUGAAAGAGCUUGCAUCCUCUACAUUGUGUACAGAGGUGAGCUACUGGCUUGUCGGACACAAUAGGCAUCCAGAAAUUCCAAACGUUUGUACGUCCCCGGUUUUGUAUAGAUUAAUAAAUAACUGUUACACGGACAGCGACGAACUGACGGUAGAGACGUUGAAAUUGUUCGAAGAAGUUAUAGAUAAAAGAAACGAACAUACUCUGCACUGUCUUGCAUUGAUGUAUUUGACAAGUCGAGGGUAUUACGAUAAUACGGCCGCAGAUAGUGCCAUUACAUCCUGGAGCGACGAAGAAGAUGAAAGAGAAAGGGAAAAGAAAAGUACAUUAGAUCUUUCUUAUGAACAAAGUCAUAGUAGAACUUUGGCUCCAAGUAAUAUUCAUAGGAUCGUCAAUUGCUUCUUAUCUCUGGUACCACGCUAUCUUCAAACCGAUCCUGAUAUCAAUAGUUACGAAAGAUGCAUGGUUGUUCUGGAAAAACAGUAUUCUACUGUAUUAAGGGAUUGUUUUUUAAUGGCAUGGCCUUUGGAAGCAGUAACGCAUGACGACUCUGCUAGUUCUGAUUCCAGACCAGAAGCUGAUCAUGGUGCUACACGGUUUUACAUGGGACCUUUUUUAACUAUGCUCUUCGAUAAAGUUUGCAAUAUGUCUAAGCAAAGAUACGAAAUUAACUUGCAACUUACGGUUGUAAUCUCUAGAUUAACACUCUUACCGCAUCCAUACUUGCAUGAAUUUUUAUUAAAUCCUCUUUUACCGCUAGUGCCUGGCACAAAAAGUCUAUUUACUUGUCUCCAGAAAGUAGUCAAGCAGCUAGUUAACGAAAUACCAAAGACCGCAGAAUCUAAACAAAAAUUGAAAGAAACAAGAGAGAGAUUAUUGGACGACUGUAUCCACGAUGUAGAGAAGGAAAAUACAUUGCUCGAAACUGUUGUAGUUACAGAAGAAUUUUGUAAGGGACUUGCCGCAAUAGCAUACGUCAAAUAUCAUCAUUCUAUGUGAUACUUAAUAUAAAAUGAACAAAUUUUAGUCGUUAAUGUAUUACUAAUGGAUGUAUUAUUGUUAUUGUAUUAUUUUAAUUAUGCUCGGAUAAAAUAUUAUUUCUGA
Vespula pensylvanica (western yellowjacket) is the source of this 4512-nucleotide messenger RNA. RefSeq names its product FHF complex subunit HOOK interacting protein 2A-like. Lineage: Eukaryota; Metazoa; Arthropoda; Insecta; Hymenoptera; Vespidae. Bases 1888 to 4407 code for a protein of 839 amino acids. The record is from RefSeq and is a predicted model, not a curated record. The transcript has 7 exons.